CGCAGGCUGCACUAUCGCGCUAGCAGACGAUCUCACUCCGCCGUCAGGCAUCACACCACCACACCCAAGGUUGUCGUGAUGGGUAGCAGCACCACAUCAGACAAGACCAUCAACACCAGCACGGACUCUGCGGCCACAGCGCUCACCUCUAUCACCGGCACAGAUGAUUCCAUGGACGCCGAGCCAGAUCCUCCCGACCCUCCCCCGGCCAACCUCAUCGACGUCGACACCCCAGCGACUAAUCCUAAUCCACCCAGCACUGCCCCACCACACUAUCAUCGCGCCCAGAAUAGCUGCGAGUUUGAACCACCUUCUUAUGCCAUACCCCAGUCUGCAACCGAUACGUUAGAAUCCCCCAGACCUGGUCCUGCUAGAUUUGUCUUCGACGUGCCCCUGCCAGAGCCCCACCACAACCAUAUCAAAAAGUCUGACAAACCCCGCAAUAGAAACCAUAACGGCCAACAAGCAAGUGGACCCUCAAAUUCCAAACAAAUCUUUGAAAAGAUGGAACCUCCAAAAAGUCCGAAGAUUAAUCAAACAAAAUAUGAAACUCAUUUCAAUUUUGAUCCUGAAUCGGUCAGCAGAAGAGGGAGUGAAUCCAGAAUAAAGAAUAAACAAAAGAUGGAGAAGCAAGAGUAUUAUAAAGACGAGGUUGCAAAAUUGAGGAGGCAACUGGAAGGUACUGAGGUAUUUACAGCAGCUACGAGAAGACGAUCCUCUACUCAUCAACAUUCUGUUCCACCGCCGUCUUCUAGAAGACAAUCUACAGCCGCACAGGUCCACGUAACAGCCAAUCCUCUGGACAGCGCGUCAUCCGUACCUGCGGGCAGGACAACGAUAGUGGUGCAGCAGCCCUCGUUGUCCCUGGACUAUGGAGGAUGCUCCACCAUCCUGAUCAGGGAUGGAGAGGAUGGCAGGAGAAACAGCCGAGUAUGCAGCGACCAUAUACAGCAACUGCUAGAUGUAACCAGUCAGUUUACGUCGGAGGACCUACACGAGUUUGAUAAAAGGUAUGGAAGUCCGCACCACUCGCGGUCUCAGUCGGUGAAGGCGGCCCGCUCCCGCACGGGAGAGAGACAACUGCUGGGUCUACCACAGCAGCGAGCCCGCGUGGCUUCGAUGCCCAACACUGGCGUCGAGGAGGAGUACUACAGGCUGAGGCACUUCAGCAUCACUGGUAAGGGCGUGGUGAACCGGGGUGACUCUCUCCGCUCGAGGAGGUCUCGCUCCAACACUUCUGUGGCCUCGAGCGCGUCAAGCACGGAGGCAGUAACCAGAGCAUCAGCGCCUUGUUCCCUGGCAUCGUCCAGAGACUCCUCGGCUGGGUUGAGCACAUACAGAGUGCUGGUUCUGGGUGGACCAGGCGUUGGCAAGACCAGUCUGGUCGGCCAGUUCAUGACCUCGGAGUAUCUACAUGCGUACGACACCAGCAUAGAUGAUGAUUCCGGUGAGAAGUCUGUGUGUGUGCUGCUGGCUGGCGAGGAGUCGGAGAUCACGUUCCACGACGCUCCGCCGGAUCAUAUCGUAUCCGACGGCUGUGCACACGGCUACUGCGUGGUUUACUCGACCGCAGACAGAGCCAGCUUUACUGAGGCAGAAAAACAUCUGCAGUCUUUAUGGGCUGCGGGACACACAGCCCGACGAGCUGUCAUCCUGGUGGGGAACAAGGCCGACUUAGCGCGGUCGAGAGUGGUCAAUACUGACGAGGGCAAGGCUCUGGCCACAUCGUACGAGUGCAAGUUCAUUGAGACCUCUGUGGGCAUCAACCACAACGUGGACGAGCUUCUGGUGGGGCUACUCACCCAGAUUCGCUUGAAGCAGCAGCACGCCGAGCGAGUCAGAAAACGCAGCAGCUCUCGCAAGAAUCGCGCCCGAGCCCGUUCCCCGCUCGAGGAUACAACCGCUCCCGCUCCCGUCGCCGCUACCGCUUCCGCCUCUAGCACGCCGCGAAAACGUACAAGACUUUCCGCUAGUGUAAAGGUGCGUGGGCUUCUGGGGCGAGUGUGGGCGCGCGACUCCAAGUCGAAGUCGUGUGAGAACCUGCACGUGCUGUAGCAUUCGGCCGCCGGUUCCGUCGUAUGUUUCCCGUUCUUUGAUUGUGCUGCGGCCUAUUCGUAGGGAAACAUCUCCGUAGCGUGAUCCUCCCUCCACAUAAUCUCAUUUUUUAAAUUGUUUUCAUUUAAAAUUGAAUUAUCUCAUAUAGAAUUGAAACACUUCAGGCCUAAGAAGAACAGGCGAACGAAACUCUUUUUUAAUCAAAGUCUGAAAAGUAUUGUACGGACCCUCCUCUUUAUUUGGUUUUAUGACAAGACCCUUUUUAUAAAUGUCACAUAUUUUAAUUAAGACAAAGUAAAUGUUUUUAAGAUUGCUUUCAGCUUGAACUAAUUAGAUUCAAGUUUAUGUGCCAUUUAAUCUCA
Molecule: messenger RNA, 2417 nt
Organism: Leptidea sinapis
Lineage: Eukaryota; Metazoa; Arthropoda; Insecta; Lepidoptera; Pieridae
Exons: 11
Coding region: 79-2055 (658 amino acids)
Cellular component (GO): plasma membrane
Molecular function (GO): calcium channel regulator activity; GTPase activity; GTP binding
Source: RefSeq, a predicted model, not a curated record